Aspergillus wentii DTO 134E9 is the source of this 1470-nucleotide messenger RNA. Its product is annotated as MFS transporter. Gene Ontology annotation, cellular component: membrane. Gene Ontology annotation, biological process: transmembrane transport. The coding region runs from base 1 to 1470 and encodes 489 amino acids. NCBI's taxonomy places the organism in Eukaryota, Fungi, Ascomycota, Eurotiomycetes, Eurotiales, Aspergillaceae. Gene Ontology annotation, molecular function: transmembrane transporter activity. The transcript has 10 exons. The record is from RefSeq and is a predicted model, not a curated record.
AUGGCCCAGGAAAAAGAUAUCGAAAGCACGCCUGUUUCAUCGGUCCCGUCUGAUGCCGGUUUCGUUGUUUCUUUUAUCGACGAUGAUGACCCUCGCAGUCCGAGAAGCAUGUCCACAGCACGAAAGUGGUUUAUUGUGGUUAUUGUCGCCAUGACGAGUACGUGUGUUGCGUGUACCAGCUCCCUGUAUUCAGGCACAUACGCGCAGAUUGAGAAGGAAAUGCACGUCAGCAAAACAGUGGCAACGCUAGGAUUGAGCAUGUUUGUCGUUGGUCUCGGAUUAAGUCCGAUGGUGUUGGCGCCAUUGAGCGAGUUCUACGGCCGCAAACCCGUCUACGUCGUCUCGAUGUUUUUCUUCGUCAUCUGGAUGAUUCCCUGCGCUGUCGCUCGCAACAUCCAAACAUUACUGGUUGCGCGAUUCCUCGAUGGAUUUGCCGGGGCUGCCUUUCUCAGUGUGGCCGGCGGGACUGUGGGCGAUAUGUUCUCACGAGAUAAACUCCAAGCCCCGAUGAUGAUCUAUACAGGGAGUCCUUUUCUGGGACCGGAGUUAGGCCCGAUUCUGGGGAAUUUCAUCAAUUACUACACCAACUGGCGAUGGUCAUUCUAUACCCUCUUGAUCUGGGCAUUUACGCAGUGGCUGCUGAUCUUCUUCUUCGUCCCGGAAACGUAUCAUCCUGUUCUUCUGCGCAAGGAAGCACAGAAGCUGCGUGCAGAAACGGGGGAUGAGCGAUACCAUGCGCCGAUUGAAAAGAUGGAUCGGUCAAUUACGCAGACAAUUCUUCGCUCGUGUUGGCGUCCCUUUCUCCUCCUUGCCUUGGAGCCAAUGUGUCUGUGUCUGUGUCUCUUCUGUUCUGUCUUGUUAGGAGUGCUAUAUCUCUUCUUCGGAGCAUUCGGGCUCGUCUUCCAGGAUAAUCACGGCUUUAAUCUCUGGCAGGUCGGACUGUGCUUUAUCGGGAUGAUCGUGGGGAUGGUUAUUGGGAUUGGUACUAAUCCUCUAUGGCACAAGAAAUACGUCAAGCUCGUCAAAGAAUGCGAAGAACGAACAGGUAUCAAAGGUGCUUCUGAGCCCGAGUUUCGUCUUCCCCCUGCGAUUGGCGGUGCCCCGUUGGUUACUAUCGGGUUGAUGAUAUUUGCCUGGACGACAUAUCCCUCCGUCCACUGGAUCGUCCCUAUCAUUGGAAGCGCCAUAUUCGGUUCUGGCGUGAUAAUGGUCUUUUCCGGCGUCUUCACCUUCCUGGUAGACGCGUACCCUCUCUACGCAGCCUCUGCACUCGCAGCAAACAGUUUCGCGCGGAGUAUGUUUGCUGCUGCGUUUCCGCUGUUCGGGACGGCGAUGUUCCAUAAACUCGGAUAUCAGUGGGCGUCCUUUCUUGUCGCGAUGAUUACGUUGGCUUUGGCGCCUUUUCCGCUUGUCUUUUUUAAAUAUGGAAAGGAGAUUCGCAAGAGGAGUCGGUAUGCUGGGGGGAAGUAA